AUGCCGGAAGAUGGAUCCAGCCUUAGUAAAAUAGACAAGGUUUUAGUUUGUAACGAGUUUAUGAAUAGAUGGCCAACGGAGAAAUUUGAAGCACUAACAAGGAAUCUAUCGGAUCACAGCCCUCUUUCGUUGGUUUAUUCUUCACCGGAUUUUGGUCCAAUUCCUUUUAGAUUCUAUAAUAGUUGGGUGGAACUACAUGGAAUCGAAGAAGUGGUAGACAAAGUUUUGGGUGAAUAUGGAGACGUGUCGAACUCGGUAAAGGAAGUGGCGGGUAUGUUGAAAAGACUUAAAGGUGACAUCAAGCAAUGGAGGAGAGAGACAAAGCUAAGAGUGGAUAAAGAGCUACAUGAGAACAAGAAAGCUGUAGAAGACAUCGUCAAAAUGGCAAAAACCCGAAGCCUCACAAGAAUGGAAAAGGAGAAAAGAAUACAAACUAAAUGGAAAAUAAAGAAAUAUGAGAAAAGGAGGUUGGAAGAUUUAAAACAGAAAGCAAAGAUGAGGUGGGCGAAAUUAGGUGAUGAAAAUUCGAAGUUCAUUCACAGAAUAAUAAAUUGUCGGAAAGCGAAAAUCGAAUAA
Helianthus annuus (common sunflower) is the source of this 576-nucleotide messenger RNA. RefSeq lists its product as uncharacterized. The record is from RefSeq and is a predicted model, not a curated record. Lineage: Eukaryota; Viridiplantae; Streptophyta; Magnoliopsida; Asterales; Asteraceae. The coding region runs from base 1 to 576 and encodes 191 amino acids. The transcript has a single exon.